CGUCCGUGGGCUCCUUGGCUGGCGAGCCAGGGCACCCAGGCGGAGGAGGAAGACUGGAGUGGGGGCUCGCUUGCGGCCGGAGAGGAACAGCGAUCAAUGAAGCCCUGCAAAGAAGAAGAGGAGGCUGCGGCGGCGCAGGCUGCCGCUGGGGAUGGCAGAGGCGGCGGUGCAGACCCCUGGAAGGAGUGUGCAGAGGUGGCGGUGCAGCUGGCGCUCCGGGCGGGACAGAUUAUUAAAAAAGCCCUUACCGAGGAAAAACGUGUGUCCACAAAAACAUCAGCUGCAGAUCUUGUGACAGAAACAGAUCAUCUUGUGGAAGAUUUAAUUAUUUCUGAACUAAGGAAGAAGUUCCCUUCCCAUAGGUUCAUUGCAGAAGAAUCUACUGCUGCUGGGGAAAAGUGUGUCCUUACCGACAGCCCUACCUGGAUCAUUGACCCUAUUGAUGGUACUUGCAACUUUGUACACAGAUUUCCAACAGUGGCAGUUAGCAUUGGAUUUGCUGUUAAUCGAGAGCUUGAAUUUGGAGUGAUUUACCACUGCACUGAAGAACGAUUAUACACUGGCAGACGGGGUCAAGGGGCAUUUUGUAACCAACAAAGACUUCGAGUAUCCAGAGAGACAGAUCUCUCAAAGGCCUUGGUUUUAACAGAAAUUGGUCCAAAGCGUGAUCCUGAUACUCUGAAAUUGUUCUUCAGUAACAUGGAGAGGUUACUCCAUGCCAAAGCUCAUGGGGUACGUGUGAUUGGAAGCUCUACCUUGGCUUUGUGCCUCCUAGCCUCUGGUGCAGCAGAUGCAUAUUAUCAAUUUGGCUUGCAUUGUUGGGAUUUAGCGGCUGCCACUGUCAUAAUCAGGGAAGCAGGUGGUAUUGUGAUAGACACUUCAGGGGGGCCUCUUGAUCUCAUGUCAUGCAGAGUGGUUGCUGCAGGCACCAGAGAAAUGGCUAUGCUCAUAGCUCAAGCAAUACAGACUAUUAACUAUGGGCGUGAUGAUGAGAAAUGACCAAAGGAAGGAAGUACUGCUGCAUACAACCAUGAGCCUGCCUUUCUGGAAAUGUAGUACUUCAAGAUGGCUUUCUGGGAGGAUAGAAGACCUUUAACAGCUUGCUUUCAGUGUCCAAUGUUUAUUGUUCCUAACUACCCUCAGGGUGGGACUUGGGGGGUGGUUCAACUAAAGUGUGUGCCCUCCCUGCUUUAAUCCACAUAUCUUUCACCAGGGUUUGGUGUUUGGUUUGUAUACUGGUUGGUUUCUUUCUAAAAAUACAAUCACAGUUUAAAAGAAGUUCUGAAUGUUGGGGUUGGGGAAGUAGGGGGAGCUGACAGUUAAUUCUCCUGUGACAUAUGCAACAAUAAUUAAAUUUCUAUUUUUUUUUAAUAAUCCAGAUCUCAGGUAAUAAAGCAUAGAACUGCAGAUAAAUCAGUUAUGUUUGUGCCUAAAGUUCUCUGUUACAUGGUACUUGAGAAUACAAUAAAACAAAAUAAUGGCACUAUUCUUCUCUAACCAUGUCACUAUCAUAGAAGCAUUUUAGGUGCCUCCCAGAAGGACUGACAAAAAUCUAUUAAUAGACACUCAUGUAUACCCUUUGGAAAGAGUUGUAUAUUAAAACUGUUAGCAGUAUGCUGUGGAUUAAGAUACUUUCCCCUGCUUUGGGCCUCUUUUUUUAAUCAUCUAUAAAAAAAAUCACCUGUAGAGAAAGACUUCUUAACGUUUUUUGUGUCCCUUGACCCUUUUGGCAGUUUGGUGAAGCCUAUGAUCCCCUUCCAGAAUGAUGCUUUUAAAUACAUAAAAUGUAUAGGAUAACACAGGAAACCAAUUAUAAAAUACACAUAUCAAAAUAUUAUAAAGAAAAACCAAGUUUCCAGACCCCGAGUUAAGAACCUGUGGACUAGAGGAUCCCUAAAAGUCCCUUCUUUCUCUAAAAUUCCAUUAUAUUGUUUGGCUACUGUGAAAGCUUCCUUAAUGGGGAAUAAGGCUGGCACUUUAAAAUAUAAGUAGUAUACAUACAGGAAUAUCAAGUAACUCAAAAUUAAUCACUCGAAAGUGAGUUUGGGAUGGGGUGGAGGAGUUGGGGGUAAGGGUUUGUCUCCAUGAUUCCUUUGCUCAGUUCAUGGGACUUAGGAAAACCUUUUUUGGCAAGGGAGGGGCAGUAAGAGGUAAAGUUAUCUUUAAGAAAGCAGAGUAAGCCAAAUUAGGAUAUUAAAAUAAAUUUUGUCACCCUGGAUGCCCAAGUACCUUAAUUUUUUAAAUUAAGAAUAAUGGGAGAAAGGAGUAUGUGGAUUUACCAUGAUUACCAUGAUUUACCACGAUUACUAUGCACAUCUUAAACUUUCCCUUAAGGUUCUUUUUAGAAUUUCAAAUUUUUAGCUUCAGCUCCCAAAAUAUAAAUAGCCUCAGUACUUGAAUUUUUUUCUUUUAGUCUGCUGGUAGCUAAGGUUUUGUUUUUGUUUUUAACAUUAUUUCCUGCCUCUUUUUUCCCUCUAUGCCAGAAAGGCACCCCUUUACCUUCUUACCAUAAGUACUUACCUCCACUGUCUCUCAAUUUCCCUUGACCGUUUGGGUGUCCUUGGAGGUAGACUUAGGAACUAAAACCAGAUGUGUUCACAUGGCUCCAGUCUGAAGGCCAAUCAGCCAUUUGGUGCCAAUAUGCAUCUGAGUACUUGGAAAAAGGGAGGGCCAGGGCCCAGUUUGAUGUCCUCUUUCCACAAGGCCAUUUAGAUUACUUAGUUGGCUAACUGAUUCCCACAGAGAAGCUAGCCCAGGAAGGCUGGGUUUACACAGCAAAAUGAAGUGUGAAAUUGGUGCAGUUAUCUGGAUGAUAGCAUCAGGCAAAACAAAAGGGUGCUAUUGAAUCAAGAGAGAAUGUUCAAACAAUCAAUAGUGAUUGAGCAGUCUUACUUGCUACUUUCCUGUAGGAGAGAGGAACAGAAGUAUUAUAUGAGACUCAGUCCCUGCCUCCAAGGAGCUUAAGAUCUAGAUCCUUUGAGGACUAGAGAAAAACUUCACAGAAGUGAUAGGAUUUCUAGGGUGUGAAUAGAGAGGAGGGUAGCUGUGAAGAAGUGCUCCUAGGAGGUAAGGAAAUUUCCUCAAUUCAAGACCCAAGAAAACUAGUGAAAAGUGGGCUUGAAUUUAGGAUUUGGGAAUUGUUCUUUCUUGGACUUUAACCACAUAACUCUUUGCUAUUUAUACUGAGUACUUUUUAUUUAUACAUAACAGAUAUUAAAGAUAAGUUUGUGCUAUAGAAGUCAGUGGUCAGUUUAAACCUUGAAAACUAUGAUUCCUUGCCAGAUCCCCACUAGUGAAUUCAUUUUUGUUCCCAAGGAAGAGAUCUGUAGAGCCAAGGAAGGAGGGAAUGGGGAACGGAGAGGUCAGGACAAAUCACAUAGUAGGCUGCUGACAUAGAGAUGAACGAGGUAAAAGUGAAAAAUCUGAGGCAGCUUUAAGCAGAAAAAGUAGUCACAAAACAGCACUAUGCAACCUGAAGGAAGGAGAUGGGUAUACAGAAUGGUCCCCUUGGUGAAUGUGGAAAGAUGUUAUGGGCUAAUAGUAUAAAGAUGAGCCACAGCAGUUUGGGAAACCAGCUAGUAGUCACAUCUGCCCUCAUUUGCUGCAUCUUUGAGUCACUGCUCAGGUUCCAGGAGAUCUGGGCCUUGUAUCUCCAUACCUGAAAGACUCGGAGGAUUACUCUCUGAGCCAGUUCCACUCUAACCUGGAGCAGAGCUCAGCACCCACUCAAAAUGAGGUCAUACUCCUGCUAUCCCAGCAGUUAAGCAGACAGCCAAUGAGACAGUUCUAUACUUGAAUUUGAGAAAUACUUGUAUGAAUUCUACACUCUGCUUGCUGUUGAGGCCUGCUUUAUGGUAAGCCAGGUCUUGUCAAGUGUAGAAGCUGCUUGGGAAUGGGGGUUGGAGAGAGAUCAUUCAGUGUUCCAGAAUUUUAAUGGCCUGAUUUUAAUUUUAAUGGCCAACGGUCAUCCCAAUGGGCCCCACCUUUCCACGUAGGAGUUCACAUCAGUCACAUCUGGUGUAGGUUGAGGGGGUGGAGGGAAGGAAAGGUAUUCAAAAGAAAUAGAAAACAUCCUAUUGUAAGGGUGCUUCAAAAGGAAAAUGGCUAAUAAACCCAGGACUAUUUCUUCUCUAAUCCUUCUCUUCCAGCCAAUAGUUGGGGAUUAACACCACAAAAAUAUAAAAGAUUUAAUAUUUUUGAGCAACAUACAAGUGGAUGAAGUUUAGUACAGUUUGAGCAGAGAGCACAAGUGUGCAAAGUCUUUGGGAUUUGGUGAACUGUCAACCAAGUUUCGAAGAAGGCAAGAAACAUUGGUGGAAAGAAUUUUUUUGUAACCAGACCUGUGAUAUCAUUGGCAUAGGGGAACUCCUGAGAAGACUUUACCAAUACAAAGCUGCUCCUGCUCUGCAGUUUAGUCAGAGAGUUGCCUGAGGCACUGAGUGACCUAUUCAGGGUCACAAAACUAAGAUGUGCUAGAGAUAAGACUUGAACACAGGUCUCUCCCUAGGCCAUGCUACCACUCUCCAGCUAGAUUAAAUGGCUCCCCAAUUUUUCCUUUCUUUCCACUCCCAUGACCUUUAACACCUCUUAUACUAUUAACUUCUUAAUUGGUCUUGUUUCCAUCACUGCUAAUAAAAUGAUCUUCCUAAGGCACAGGUCUGACCAUGUCACUCUCUUCCCCCAAAACCUUCGGUUAUUCCCUAUUACUUAUCAAAUGUAAACAUCUUAAUCUGACAUUUAAGCUAUUUCACAAUCAGACACCAAUCUGUCUCUGCAGCCUUAUUUCACAUUACAUUACAGCCAAACUGGCCUCCUAGAUUUUCCCCAAAUACAUAUCAUCUCCUGCUUUUGUAAAUUCAAACAGACCCUUCCUCAUGCCUAGGAUACAUUUCCUCCUCCUCCCAGCUUUCCAGAAUCCUCAUCUUCCAGUUCAGGCGCCCCCUUCUCCAUUUAUUAUAUACUAUAUACUCCAUAUACUAUACUAAAAAUAGUCUACUAUAGUUAAGGUGGAGAGGCAAAGGGGAAGGUGGUGUGCUGGGGCUUGUCAUCAGGAAGACAUUUAUUCGAAUCCCAUCACCCACGCUUACUGUGUGAUCCAAGGAUCACUCGCUUCUCUCUGGACCUCAGUUUCCUCAUUCAUAAAAUGAAGGGAUGAGACUGGAUAUUUCUAAGGUUUCUUCCAGCUCUAGUAUUUCAACAAUAACUAGUGUUCACCAUGCUUUAAAGACCAGGUCUCCAAACAAGCCAACUCUGUGAAUAGCAAUAUUGUCUUAU
This is a messenger RNA of Vombatus ursinus (common wombat), 5274 nucleotides long. RefSeq names its product inositol monophosphatase 2. Lineage: Eukaryota; Metazoa; Chordata; Mammalia; Diprotodontia; Vombatidae. Bases 97 to 999 code for a protein of 300 amino acids. The transcript has 8 exons. The record is from RefSeq and is a predicted model, not a curated record. Gene Ontology annotation, molecular function: inositol monophosphate 1-phosphatase activity. Gene Ontology annotation, biological process: signal transduction; inositol metabolic process; phosphatidylinositol phosphate biosynthetic process.